GCCACCUGACCCUUCUCUAAACCUGCCUCAGAGUUUGGAGGGAAAAAAGAAAAAAAAAUAAAUUAAAAAAACAAAGUGAGCAGCCAUGCUAAGCGUGAGGGUUUUUAAAUUGUUAUUUUGCCUCGCUUUGCUCGGGGUUUGUCGAGCCGCUCCGGAGGACGUGUACAUCAAGGUGGUUGGCUUGCUGUCUCCAGGGGAAGAGUACCUGAGCGAAACCGCGCUUCACUCCUUUUUCAAACUUCUGGAGAAACGUGUGCAGUGUGCCGAUGUGUCGUGUGAAAAGUGCCUGUUGGAGGAGAGUGUUGGGCAGCUGGUGAGUAACUACACCAGCUCCAGUGGUAUCCAGGUGGAGGAGUUCUUCAGGUUGGCUGCUGGCUGCACUCUGCUGCUUAGCUCCCCCUUAAACAUCUGUAAGGCAAUCACAGAGGGACGCUGGGAACAGGAAACGAACCACUUUACCCACAUGAUGUUGAACCACAGUGAGCACAGUCUGGAGUUGCUCUUACAUAAUAUCACAAAACAUUAUCAACCUGAACAUCACAAUGAGCACUGCGUUACUCUGACGGACAUCCUAAAAGAGAGCGAAGUGAAUGUGUCUGAUGGAGAUCCUCACGCUGACCUCGAUACUGUGUUUGGUGUUAUACUCUACCAUGUUUUACUUGGAGACUGCAUCACCACUUACAGCCUUCCUACAGAAGACUUCUUCCUAAAUUAUAUAUUCGACCACUUUGGCCCAGACAACAUCACUGUUCAAGCCCUCGACAGGUUGAUGAAAGCUCUGAACCUGGGAGAGAAUAAGGCCAAUGACCAUGCGCAUAACCAUGCCCAUGAGCAUGAGCAUGACCAUGAGCAUGACCAUGAGCAUGACCAUGACCACAGCCACGAGGACCAUAAUGAAGAUAUGAGAUUCGUUCAGCAUGAUGAAGAGGCCCAUGGGCAGAGUCACGAUGAGCCUCAGGCUUACAGCAACAGCUGGGACACGGUCUGUUUCCGUGCUGAGGAGUUGUUAAAGAUCUACCAGAUGAACAGCUCGGGACUGGACAGAUAUCAGUUCACUCGGUUGAGCCCAGCUUUAAUCCAGCAGCUUCUUAGUAAAGCCUGCGCUGAGACCAAACCUGAGACAAUUGUGACUGACUCCCUCAGCACCCUAGAGCGAUACAUCUAUGCUACCCUUGCUAACACGGUGAUCUGUCUGGUGGCCAUGUUUGGGAUCGUGGUGCUGCUGUGUACAUCCUGCAGCGGCGUGUUCCAACUCUGUAUCCAGUUCUGUAUCAGUCUCGCUGUGGGCUCACUGACAGGUGACGCGCUGCUUCACCUCCUCCCCACGUUUUUGGGACUACAUGUGCACAGCGAUGGAGAGAGUGAACAUGCAAAUGAGUCUAUGUACACCUUCAAACUGCUGUUGGUUUUGGGAGGAAUUUAUUUUUUCUACCUGAUGGAGACAAUCUUUUCAAUCAUCACUAACAAACACUCUCAUCAUCAUGACGAAGAAAAUGAGCCACACCACUGUGACCAUGGCAAGGUCCUGCAGAUGUACCAGAAAGAGAAAAAGAACCAACUCUCCACAUCACAAGCAGAUCUGGUAGAUGGGGAGAAAAAGUUCUUUGCAGAAGCAGAAGCAGAAGCAACCCCUCGCACAAGAGAGCAGCGGGUGCUUCCAUACAUGAUUACAAUUGGCGACGGCAUUCAUAACUUUGCAGACGGCCUGGCCAUCGGUGCCGCCUUUUCUCUGUCCUGGCGCUCAGGUUUGGCUACUUCUCUGGCUGUGCUCUGCCAUGAACUGCCACAUGAGCUGGGUGAUUUUGCUGUGCUGCUGCACUGCGGCCUGUCGUUAAAGAAAGCUCUGAUGCUAAACGUAGGCAGCGCUCUGACCUCCUUUAUCGGCCUCUACAUCGCUCUCUCAGUCUCCACCGACUCUACAGCCCAAGAGUGGAUAGCAGCAGUCACAGCAGGCCUCUUUCUCUAUGUAGGACUGGCAGAUAUGCUUCCUUCUAUGAUCCACGUGGACAGCAAGAGGCCAUGGGUUAUAUUUCUGCUACAGAACCUGGGCUUGCUCACUGGCUGGGGCAUCCUACUGCUGCUGUCUUUUUACGAGGACAAGAUAGGCUUCUAGAAAACUCCUUUUCUUAACCCUUUAUUUUAUGCCUCGUUUGUAAUUCACAUUAGUUGAAUCUGAAUGGUGACCUGCUUUUAAAAAGUCCAAAACAGAUUUUAGAUAUCAGAGCAUAGAUAAAAGUUUUGUUAAAUUUGUUGAAUUACAAUUUUAGAGAAAUACAUAUAAGCCAAUUGGAAUUUAACUAAAAUAUUAUCAGACCUGAUAGCACAAAAAGAAAUACAAAAAUAUAUAAAAUAAUAUAAAAAAUAACAAAAACAAACUAAAAUACAAAAACUAGAAAAUAACUUUUUUGGAUAUAGACCUAGUCCUCAAAUAAAUUGCUUGUUUAAUGUCCCUCACAAACACUGAGUUGUUUCCCCAUGACCUACAUCUCAGCACAGGAAACGCAUACAUCACAGCCAUACAUGCAUAUUAAACAUUCUUUUACCCUCACUGUUCUGGAAAGGCUUUCAAACUUUUUCGGAUUUUUGAUAUUUGAUCAUUAAGCCACAAGAGCAUUAGGAAGGUUAGGAGGCCCCGGGUUCAGUGUUCCAGUUCAUCCCAAAAGUGUUCACUGGGUUUGAGGUCAGGACUUGAGUUGUUCCUCAAAAUUUUGAAAACUAUGUGUUCCUGUGCCUUGCAUUGUGAAAAUUUGGGGGUUUUAUGUUCCAUUGCAGGUAAAUUGUAAUGCUACAGCCUAAAGUGACAUUCGAAACAGUUUGGAGAACUCCAACACACUCAGGUGUCCACAAAAUCUUGGCAAGUGUAUAAUUAUCUAGUGUUUUCCUAGUAAUACAUAUGUUAGGUGAGGGUUUUUAUUAUUAUUAUUAUUAUUAUUAUUAUUAUUAUUAUUACAAACUUCAAAACAUCCUUUUUUUUAUUUUGCAAUGUCAAAGCAAUGGCAUUUUUUUUUCAAUGAUAAAAAUGUGGUCAAAUCAAAGUCUCAUUAAUGUUAGAUGUGAGAAAAUGAGCAAAGGUUAGAAAGAUAUCAGUGAGUCAGCAGCAAUACAUUGUCAAAAAAAAUAAAUGCUUGAGAAAGAGUCAAAUAGAGAAAAAAAUAUGAACAGGCUUGUCCUUCUGCUCUUCUGAUAUCAUUUAUAGUAGCAGGAGACUUAAGUAUUUCAAUUCAAUUCAAUUUUUCUUUUUUACCGUCACUUUCGGCUUGCUCAUCGGAGACUAUCUUAUCAUUUUAAUUCAUACAAAUUUUGCACAUCUCAUACAAAUUUCCAUUCUUUUCUUUCAAUUGUAUAAAGCUGCUUUGCCACAAUAACAAUUGUUAAAAGCACUAUACAAAUAGAAAUUGAAUUGAAUUGAUUAUUUCUGUCUUUUGCCAAGUCAUGUGAGGCCAUGGAUAACCUCCCGUAUAACCGAUCGUACCGUUUUUGUGGAAUGGGAUUAUUUGAGUUGAUGCAGAAUUCAAAAUGCUAUGCUAAUGUUACCUUUAACGUAGUUUAUUCAAUUACUAGCUAAACAACUAACUCUUACUGGUUUUUACUUGUGCUUUAUUUAAAUAUCAUUUGUUUAAUUUGUUUGGCUAUUGAGCUCAUAUGUCAACAAUUUUUCUGCAAAAAUACAUCCACUCUCUCCUUAAUAUUAGAUAAUUUACAUUGUAAAUCUGUGACAAAACUGACAUAUAUUCCAGAUACAUGUCAAUUGGCUAGUUGGCUUUUUCCCCUUUUAUUGGGGGUCUGAAGUUAAAAUGUAAAAUGUCUACACAAAUUUUGUAAAGGUUUGCAGAUCUGCAUUUAGUAUUUGAGCUAUUUCAUGCUUUUAUAUUUGUACUAUUUGGGUUAAAACUGGAAGGUAGACAUUUGGUGUCACAUUUUCUUCAUCAUCAAUGUUUUCUUCUGCACUAAAAAAGCUACUUUAUUAAGUACACCUACUUUGUUUAAAUUCACUGGCCAUUUUAUCAGGUACACUCUGUUAUUACCAUGUUUACCCUGAUAUUGAUGCUGUAUUAAAUACAUUAAUAAUAGAAAAACCGAGCACACACACCACAGUGUAAAUAGCAAGACAUAAGCAACAUUUGGAAAAUAAACAAGUGAACUGUGUAGUCAUGGUUUAACCUGACAGAAUGGCCAAAAAGUUUAAACAAUGGUAGAUGUAUAUUGUAUUUUCUGAAGUUUGUAGAUUGCAUUUUUAAGUAUGAUACUUCAAAUGUCUAACUGAUAGUAAUGCUGUUGUAUACACUACCAGUCAAAAGUAUGGACACCGGUCAAAAGUUUGGACUCAACUUCGUAUUUAUGUUCUACAUUAUACGUCAAUGCUGCAUUUUAAAAACUUUUAAAUAAAAUAUAUGGCAUUAGGUAAUUAAAUAAAAACAACAACAGCAACAGCAAGACACGAAGGCCAGCUGUUCUGGAAAAGUUCUUGCAAGAACAGUGUUAAGUGCAUUUGCAAAACUUAUUAAGCACCAUGUUAAAACUGAAAGCAAGACAUGAGAUUAUUGCAUAUUUUGGAUUGCAUAUUGUAAAAAGAAACAAAAAUCAGAAAAGACCAUGAAAUUAGAUGCAUCCGAACUUUUGACUGCUAGUGUAUGUUUUUUUUCCUGAUAUAAAAACAAUCAUGCAUUGCUAAUGGAAAGUUUUUAAACUAAUCUUAAAAUGGAUUGAAUUCUGUUUUUGUUAAUUCAACAUGCAAGACUCCACAAUGACAACAUAAAAAUAGGUGUUUGAAGUCUUUUGUUAAUGUAUU
Clarias gariepinus (North African catfish) is the source of this 4789-nucleotide messenger RNA. RefSeq names its product solute carrier family 39 member 4 (gene slc39a4). The coding region runs from base 86 to 2113 and encodes 675 amino acids. The record is from RefSeq and is a predicted model, not a curated record. Lineage: Eukaryota; Metazoa; Chordata; Actinopteri; Siluriformes; Clariidae. The transcript is spliced from 12 exons. Gene Ontology annotation, biological process: zinc ion import across plasma membrane; intracellular zinc ion homeostasis. Gene Ontology annotation, cellular component: membrane. Gene Ontology annotation, molecular function: zinc ion transmembrane transporter activity.